AUGGUUGGAAAGCUAUUAUUGUUAAAAAUUUUACACCACCGACGACGUAAUGCAAAAAAAGAACCCGUAAUUAGUCAAGACUCAAGGGAAUACACGGAGAUAAAAAAAGAAAGUGAGCUAAAAUGUAGAGUAUGCCUCAAAGAUGGUAAUAUUCCUAUAUUCGGAAACCUUUUGUCUGACGAUGUUUCAGAGAACUUACGAACAUUUGCGGAUGUAGAAAUUGAUCCUGACGAUAGGUUUCCUAAGUUUCUAUGCUACAAAUGUCAUUCCCAACUACAAAGCGCUGUACAAUUUCGGAGAGCCGCACAACAAGCUGCCAAAAUACUACGAGAAUCUCCUCUACACCCCAAUGAUGAUAUUAACGACGAUAAUUUCACCUACGAGUCUGACUUAAAUGAGGAACAAACUAAAACGUCUGCACAAAAUUAUAUUUGUGGAAGAUGCAACAAAUCUUUUGUUACUUUCGAAGAGUACUCAGAACACAUAUCUGCAUUUCAUGAAAACGCUCAACGAGUGUGCCCCAUUUGCAAUAAGACUUACAAAGAAAUAUAUUUCAAAAGGCAUCUAUCUAUGCAUAACAAAACACAGUUUAUUUGUGAUAUCUGCGGUAAACAUUCAUUUUUUAAAGGAGAAUUUACGAAACAUAGGCUAACACACUCUUAUCACCUACCCUAUAAAUGUAGUCUAUGCCCCUACAGGGGUAGGUUCACAGAGUCGCUAAAACUCCAUAUGCGGACUCACACAGGAGAUAAACCAUAUCAAUGCACACAAUGUUCAUCUCGUUUUGUUACUAAAAGUAAUUUAAAUAAACAUAGUUUAACCCAUAGGGAUAGUUAUGAAUUCAAAUGUGAAUCUUGUGGAAAGGGAUUUCAUUUGAAAAAAACUUAUGAAUUGCAUUUUAAAGUAGACCACGCAGGCAUCAAGGAACAUAUCUGUAAUAUAUGUAACAAAGCAUUUGGUUAUCGCAAGCAAAUGAUGAAGCAUCAGUUGAAAGUACACAAGAGAGAAAAGUUAAGAAGCGGAAGAAUGCCUAUAUAUUUACAAGUACAAGAAAUGCAGAAGGAGCAGGAGUCAAUGCUACCGCAGGACUUGCAAAUGGAACAUGUCAUGAAUGGUUAA
Messenger RNA from Leptosia nina, 1119 nucleotides. The record is from the annotation of a GenBank genome assembly. NCBI's taxonomy places the organism in Eukaryota, Metazoa, Arthropoda, Insecta, Lepidoptera, Pieridae.